AUGCUUAACGGACCGGCCCAGAAGGGUCUACUGCAGCCCUACCCUGCGACGCCGGGGGAUGUGGGCGGAAAGCCCCGUCUGAUAUGGCCGUCGGAAUUCGCCUUGAGGACUGGUGGGGGUCUGUGGUGGGUCUCUGGGGCGGGCGGAGAGUAUGCUCAGUCAUGGUGGCGAUAUGCUGCGACCGGCACCAGCUGGGACCGCGUGCUGCCCCCAGCCGGGAGAUUUAGAGGCCACGGAGUUCUUGGGGAGGGGCGGGGCGCUAAUUCUGACCGUGGACCGUCGGCCUGUCAUCAGGAGGAGCACCGCGCCUCACAAGGAGUUUGCUCCGUGAAAAGCGCAUCGCGGGGGGUUCAAGAGCGAUUACAAGAGGAAGGUGGAGAUGGGGGUCUGGAAUACUCGAACCUCUACUAUUCAUGCUGUAAUCGAGACAACAGGAGGAAAGAGGACGCCUUUGCGUUACAUUAUUUUCCUCUAAUGCCUUGUCGUAAAUGGAUGUUGGCGCGCAAGAACAGAAACGUGGUUUUCAAGAGGAAUUUUAAAGCGAUAAAUGAUAAUUCAAUGGGAGACGACAUGGUUGCAUGUCUUGCCAAACGACGUCCCAAGCAUAGCACCCGUGAAAACACCGUGUCUUAUGCGAAACUCGAACAUAGUUGCGAAUGCAUUCCUUUACGCCAAGGAUUCUUCAAUGUGCUGCGGUAUCCGUACGUUGCAUCUCCUCACGUAAUUUCACAACCCUAUCGUGCCCCCAUUCUUCCAUUACCGGAGGAGCUGGGCGGCUCGCAGCGCUGCUGCACGGCGUGGCGCCGGGGGAGGGGGACAUUGUGCGCGGUGUCUCGGGAUCGUGCCCAUUGUGGCGGCGCGGCGCUGCGCGGCGUGUCGAUAGCGCGGCCAUUGAGAGACUCGUUACAGGCGACUGGUAUCGCGCCGCCCCCUUCGGGCGGUGGAUGGGGAGGGGGAGGGGCGGAAAUUGCGCCAGCAGCAACGGAGGUGUCGUUGUGA
This is a messenger RNA of Gryllus bimaculatus (two-spotted cricket), 999 nucleotides long. The record is from the annotation of a GenBank genome assembly. NCBI's taxonomy places the organism in Eukaryota, Metazoa, Arthropoda, Insecta, Orthoptera, Gryllidae.